AUGAAGAAUUUGACAGUCUUCAUUCCAGAAUGUGCAAAUGAUCAGCUCUUGGUAUAUGUAAAUGCAACAGAAUUAGAUAGAAAAAAGUAUGAAAUCGAGCGAAAAGAAGCAGAUUCUCUACUUGAAUGCACUAAAAAGUGCUAUGAGAAUCCUCGUUGUACUUCGCUAAAAUAUCGUGAAGCAGAUUCUGAUGGGUGCUCAUUGACUACUUUCACUCCAGUAUCUUGCUAUCAUAUUACUUUAGUACCCGUUGCUGAAAUCAAAUAUGAUCCUCAUACUCUUAUCACUAUCGAAUGCUUGAAAUGUCAAGCAAAAAAAGACUUUGAUCCAAGUAAGAAAUCUAACCUUAAAGAGUAUUAG
Messenger RNA from Thelazia callipaeda (thelaziosis nematode), 360 nucleotides. The record is from the annotation of a GenBank genome assembly. NCBI's taxonomy places the organism in Eukaryota, Metazoa, Nematoda, Chromadorea, Rhabditida, Thelaziidae.